AUGGUGUGCUUCCAAUGUAACAGCUGGCUACAUUUUACCUUCAUCGACAAUGUGCCGGGUCUAGUUUAUAUCCAGAUGUGCCAUGAUCUUGCUCAUGAACGUGUCACCGAUAUAUCCAUUCCCAAAGAUGUUAUUGCAUUAAUCGAGAAUAAUCGGGAGCUAACACCGAGCGCAAUAAUAAUGUACCUAUUUUGGCAGAUUUGGGAUGUAAUAUUGAAGAAAUACAAGACUGGCAAGCUCACAGACAAAAACUGGAUUACCGAGCACCAAGUCUAUGCACGGUGGUCCAAGCUAAAUGAGAGAGUCUGGCGGUUGAAUCAUGAUGAAGUAACAUCAGCUCAGAUGCUUCUGAAGCAAGCUGAUGGAGGUACCGUUGAGAUAAUCCCUAUAUCAGAGGAGGAGGGCCGGUCAUCAUUUGCCUAUGCCUUUAAAGACUCUCUUCGCAUGUGGGGUGCAAAGGCAGUUGAGCUGUGCGUUGACUCAAUGUUCAAGAUGAAUGCAGCUGGAUACAAACUUUUUGCAUUUGUUGCAGAGGCAAACGGACAGUCGCUACCGCUCACCUUUCUAUUCACAAGGGGUGUAAGUGAAUCCAAAGGCAGCGCAAAACAAAGAAUCCUCAUGCAAGUUCUUAUCUUCCUCCGGCGGCACUUGAUGUCUAUCCGGUUUACGAUCUCUGACAAGGACCCUUCAGAGAUUGGUGCCUGCCAGGUAGUCUUCCCAUCAGCACGGCACUCAAUCUGCUAUUGGAAUAUCAUUAAAUAUGUCAAAGAACGGUUGGCGGAAAACAAACCAUCAGCUGCAUAUGAUCCCCGUAAGGUGCAUGGUAUCUUCCCGUUUAUCAACCCGACGUGGUUUUGCGAGGAGACGUUGGUGAAUAUCUUGAUGGUUGGAUUUUGA
Punctularia strigosozonata HHB-11173 SS5 is the source of this 897-nucleotide messenger RNA. RefSeq lists its product as uncharacterized. NCBI's taxonomy places the organism in Eukaryota, Fungi, Basidiomycota, Agaricomycetes, Corticiales, Punctulariaceae. Bases 1 to 897 code for a protein of 298 amino acids. The record is from RefSeq and is a predicted model, not a curated record. The transcript has 3 exons.